Symsagittifera roscoffensis is the source of this 1150-nucleotide messenger RNA. Its product is annotated as general transcription factor IIE subunit 2-like. NCBI's taxonomy places the organism in Eukaryota, Metazoa, Xenacoelomorpha, Acoela, Convolutidae. Gene Ontology annotation, molecular function: TFIIH-class transcription factor complex binding. The record is from RefSeq and is a predicted model, not a curated record. Gene Ontology annotation, cellular component: transcription factor TFIIE complex. Bases 5 to 976 code for a protein of 323 amino acids. The transcript is spliced from 2 exons. Gene Ontology annotation, biological process: transcription initiation at RNA polymerase II promoter.
GGUAAUGGAUUCGCUAUGGCAUCAAAUGGACAGUCUAAAAGCGUCACAGUUGCGGGCUGUUUCCGCAUCAAAUUCCUCUUCACAGUCAGACCCCAGCAGAAAACGAAACAGACCCGACCAGUUGACGGCAGAAUCGAAACUGAAGAUGAAAAAGGCAAAAGCGAAACAAGAAAAUGUAAUCAGACAAAUGUCUGCAUCAGUUAACGCGUCACAUGCCUCCGAAUUAACGAAGAAAUCAUCAGGUGAGCUACCGAGAAACAGCAAUGCAAAUUUCAAAGCCCUCGGCACUAUUGUUGAUCUAAUGAAAGACAGACACAAAGAGAACCUUAAUUUUCCACUCACGUUUGCCGAAAUCCAGGAUGCUCUGCACGAAAAAUUCGGAAGAAGUUCUUUUUACAUUUCGCCGAAAGAGAUGGCAUGGUUAAAAGACGAAGCCUUGCCAAACAACCCAAAAAUACAUAUGGAUGAAGAAAAGAGGUUCACAUAUAAGCCGCCCUAUUCCAUCAAUAACAAAAAGCAGUUGCUAAGGUUGCUGAAGAAUUAUGAUUUACACGGGGAAGGAGGACUGUUAGUUGAAGAUAUCGAAGAGUCUUUGCCACGAGAAAAAGCUAAAAACACAGUAGCCCAAGUAAAAGACAUGGUCAUCACAAUUACACGCAGUGACAAAAAGCAAGUGCUGUUCCUGAACGACAGAUCACUUGACAUAGAAGUGGACGAAGACAUCCAGAAACUGUGGAACUCAGUUCAAGUUGCUGGAAUGGACCACGGAAAGAUCGAAGAGUACCUACAGAAACACGAAAUACAAUCAAUGCAGGAUACAGGCGGAGGGAAUAAGAACUCGAAACACUUGAAGAAAAAGUCAGCUCCUAAGAAGAAACGGUAUUGGGCACAGAAGGUGCAUAAUACCCAUAUGGGCGAUGUGCUUCAAGAUUAUUCGGACAGGGCGGGUCCGGGUGCUCAGAAGUUCGAGAAGUAGCUUUCUGUUUACAUAUCGGGUAGCCAGUCUGUUUAUUCUUUCUUUUGUUAAAGUUAAAGUUGGAAUUUACACAUGCUCAAAGAGGUUGGCUAUCUGCUCUGGGUGCAAAAUAAAAACUGAUCGUUAAUCUUUAUUUAUUGUCUUAGUUGUUUCUACUAGUUAUGGAAGUAUUUC